This is a messenger RNA of Oncorhynchus kisutch (coho salmon), 2437 nucleotides long. RefSeq lists its product as uncharacterized. The record is from RefSeq and is a predicted model, not a curated record. Lineage: Eukaryota; Metazoa; Chordata; Actinopteri; Salmoniformes; Salmonidae. Bases 146 to 1030 code for a protein of 294 amino acids. The transcript is spliced from 6 exons.
UCACUAGUGAUCUGUCACAACAUCACUCGUGAGUCUCCAUAUCCUCCUCUGUAGGUUUUUCUGUGUCCUACCAAACACACAUCAGUUUUCUCACAUGACAAUCUAUGUGUGGAGUUCACUUCACUGACGGAAGAAAGUGGAAAAUAUGUAUUUUUCUUUUAUUCUUCUCAUUUAUGCUGCCGGUGUUGCGGUUAAAGAAAGUUGUGCAGAUUUGGUUCCCACUCCCACUAUUGUAUUUUCCCCUGGGUACAUCAAUGUAGCUACACCUGUUACAAUACGCUGUGAGUCACCAAAAGGCACAGAGUGCAAAUUCUACAAAGAUCACGACCCCAACCCUAUAAGGAAACUGGAUUACAAGCAGGGUGCUUGCCAGUUCAAGUUGUUCUGGAAUGAGUUCAAAAGGUGGAACAAGACUGAAGUAGAUCUCAGCUGUGUAAUUCUACAGAACAGAGAAGGUGAAACGAUCAAAACCUCAAAACCUAGUGAUGCUCAAAGACUUAAUGUGGGUGAUCCAAUUGGAAAGCCCAGUGUUCAUGUGUUUAAGAUUGGGAAAUACCUCAAUCUUCGAUGUGAGGCCAAGGCUGGCACCUCAUGCUACUUUUAUCUGAACAUUGGUGACUCACACUUUAAAAAACUACCCUACAAAGACAAUGUCUGUUUGGGGAGAGUGGCAGAAGAGGAACUGCUGUGGAAGAGGAGCAGUGCUGGAGAGAUCUUCAUCACCUGUGCUGUGGAGCUGGUGGUAGAGGGUGAAGAUACUGUGACAUCACAGCAUAGUGAACCCCUCGGUAUCACCAUAGAUGGAGCUACUAGUUCCCCAUCAACGUUCAGUUUAAUCACAACUGUUCAGGAGAAGACAAGCAGCAAUGCCACAGACCAAGGAAAAGAAUCCAUCUCAGAGAUCUCCUUCUACCAGUAUACCAGUCUUCGUGCUGUUGUCUAUGCUAUCAUUCUGCCGAUGGAAUUUGUUCUGUGUCUUCUCUGGUAUAGACGUGGUGCAUGCCUUCUCAUACUCAUACACAAAUUGUAACGGAUCUAGGAACUUCAUUUGAUUACUCUUUUGUUUCUGAGAUUUCUCCUGCAGGAAAUGAGACUUUUCACAGCAGAAAACUCAAACUUGCAGUGCAUUUGAGCUUUAAAAAUACUUCUAAAGUUUGUAAUUUCCACUUUGACAUUUCAGACUUGACUUGCCCUAAAAGAAAUGUAACAACCCCAACAAAAAUAUCCAUUAAUUAUCAUCCACAUAAUAAUUCACAUGUCCUGUUCCUGCAGGAUUAUUUUCCUGCUGUAGCAAACUGGCUCAAAUUAAGAUCCUACAUCUGUUUGUUGUUCCGAAGGCUUUUGUUAUGUCUUUUAUGAGCUAUACAACUUGCCCAUGUGAUUUGUUUUCAUCAUACUUUUUUCUCUGAAGUUGAUCCGCAAGGCAAUGUCAAACGGAGGUAGAAGUGGUCUAUUUAUUCAUAAAUAUUUACUCAUGCAUGUUUCUAUAUUAUCUGUUUGCAUGUACUGGUGAAUUGUCGUGUCUUGACCAAAACCCAUCUAAGCUGCAAUAUGUGUGUGUAGAACAAUGCUCUUUACUCCCCACUGCUUGUUAAUGUAUUUUAUAUUAUUCAAAGUGUUUCAUGUGUAAUGAGUUUAUAUGUCUAAAAUACAGUCAUUUUAUUAGCAUUUCAUUUUGUUCUGCUCAUGGAUGUUGUGUUUUCCAGUGGAAAUAAAGCUUGUACAGUAUAUUGUAAAUCUUGUUGGAAAUGUUUAUUUUCGUUAGAAGUUGAGGAGCCACUCUGAGAGGAGACAGCAUUGUGUUCAGAUUACACAGCAGUUGAGUUUCAAAGGUCUUCAACGUUCUUCAACGGUCCGAUGACUCAUGAUGUUCACUGUUGUACCUGACAUUUAGCAGAGUGUGUCGAGUCUGUUUGUCACGUAGAUGUGACCACAGUGAGGGUACUGAUCAUACAGGUACACUUCUAUUUCUAGAGAUGAGGAGAAGCACCAACAUCCCCCUGCAAACAACCCAGCAUACGGCUUGCUAUUCACAUCUUCAUACUGUAUGAAGCUCAUGUCUAUAUCCAUCAACAGAAAUGACUUGUCAGAGAACAUGAAGAGGUGUGGAAAGACACAUUAAUGGAUUUGUGGUCAUGAUCUAAGCUGAGAUGUGCUACAAUAAGCCUUUGUGCUGCAACUGGUCCUCUAACACUCUGUUCCUAGCCCUCAAACCCAGAUGGAUGAGAACAAGAUCUAUCAUAGUACAAUUUAAAUAAAUAACACGCCAAUUGUAUAAUUUCUGAAUAUAUUGCAAGAUUCACGUAAAAAAAAAAUCCAACCUUUUAAAAGAAACUGGUGCGUCCUACAAGGAGUUGAUGUCAAUGUUUUCCAGUACUAUCACAGAAAUCUUAAUUAUUUGAGAAACAAUCCAUUACCUUUCCUCCUGUGAUUUACC